Messenger RNA from Asparagus officinalis (garden asparagus), 1762 nucleotides. Its product is annotated as B3 domain-containing protein REM5-like. Bases 13 to 1494 code for a protein of 493 amino acids. Gene Ontology annotation, molecular function: DNA binding. The transcript is spliced from 8 exons. The record is from RefSeq and is a predicted model, not a curated record. Lineage: Eukaryota; Viridiplantae; Streptophyta; Magnoliopsida; Asparagales; Asparagaceae.
ACGCGAGCACAAAUGCAUCGUCUAGGAUUUAUACCCCCAUUACUUCCCCAGCACCCUCUCUCUCUCUCUCUCUCUCUCUGUGUGUGUGUGUUAUUUGCUCAAAUGGGCAAGCCCAAGCUCAUGUCAAUGGCAGCCCCUUCUUUUUUCAAGGUCAUGUUCGGCGAUUUCAGAACCAAAUUGAAGAUCCCGCCGUGUUUCAAGAAACAUCUUGGAAAGUCAAUCAUGCAGAGGUCGGUGCUUCGGAGCUCGGCAGGCCGAGAAUGGGAGAUCAAGAUGGGGACUGUCGAUGAGCAGAUUUUCUUUCAGGAUGGAUGGGACCGCUUUAUAUCGAAUAAUUCGAUUAAUUUGGGAGAUUUCUUGGUUUUCUUUUAUGAUGGUGAUGUGGGUUUUGAUGUUAAGAUCUACGGGACGAGUUGCUGCGAGAAAAGAGAUGAAUUUGAUGUGAAGAUCGAAGCAGAGUCAGAAGAAGAUUAUGACGCUAAGAGACCAACGAAAGUCAUUAGAAGAAAGGCCAAAAAGAUCACAGUAGACAAGCCGGAAGGGAGCGAAACGUGCUAUAAGAUUUUUAGAGGGGCGAAGGUGAGUGACAAGGCUAUGAAAGCUGCAUGUGCCUUCAAGAGUCCUCAUCCUCACUUCGUUACUACUUGCAAGAGCACACCCAGCUGUUACAUGAGAAUUCCAGCAGGACUGGCUAAGAAAUAUAAUCUCAAUAUGAAGAACUCAAUAGACCUUCGAGAUCCUCGGGGUACUUCAUGGUCUGUAAAAUUAUCCACCUGGUGCGAUGGGCGCCUAUGUUUAUCAUCUGGUUGGUCAGAUUUAUACAAGGAAAACUGCUUGAAGGAGAGAGAUGCUUGUGUAUUGGAGUUUGUCCAAGGAGGCACUCUAGUAAAUGUUCACAUUUUUCGAGCUGCAGAUCAUAUAGCAAAAUCAAUUCCUGGAUCAGAUUGGAGUACUUCUAGAGUCACAAAAUGUGAGGAAACAUCAACCUGUCAGCACCCUGAAAAAUCAAGGCAUUCAGAUAAUAAUAAGAAUGAUAUGAAAAAGGUUCGGCACGCCAGGAAAUCAAUGGAUUCAUAUAAUGUUAAGAUCAAAAGAUUUCUAAGUGCAGAUGAUAUGACAAAGAUUCCAAACGAAGCCAAAUCCUUUAAAUCACUCCAUCCAACGUUUGUUAUUGUUUGGAGGCUGUCUCGUUUAUAUCAUGUGCCGAUUCCAAAGAAAGUGUCGAGACAAGUUAGCCUGGUGGAAAAUCAAAAAACAACUCUAAUCGAUCCUUCAGGAAAAUCAUGGAGCACAAACAUCAGUGUUCGAACUAGUGGGAAAGUAGAAUUGGGGGUUGGAUGGUCCCACUUCUCGAGAGGAAACAAGUUGGCUUUCGGUGAUGUAUGCAUAUUUGAAUUCUUCGGAGGAGCUGAGUACAUAAAAGUGCACAUUUUUCGUGCAGAAAAAACCAACACCUCUGCUGCUAGUGGCAUUCCAGUGAUCCCUCCAUGCUGAUCAUUUUCAUCUAAUUAUGUAAAUAUGUACAUAACAGUCUUGUUUUGGUGUAGAAGUCUUGGUAGUUGAUAUAUUUCCUACUCCAAGUUAUCAACUUAAGCCAAGAAAUAAAGAGUUUAUCUAGUUCUAUGAAACCAUUGGAAGGUUUGUGUAUAUAUUUCUCAUAAGAAGUGGCCCGCUCGUUUGGUAAUCAUUUGACGGUGUACUUGUAAGAAGCAGUUUCUUCUGUUUCAGUGAAAUCUGAUUGAGUAUGCAAUUUUUUUUCCAA